Durusdinium trenchii is the source of this 2418-nucleotide messenger RNA. The record is from the annotation of a GenBank genome assembly. NCBI's taxonomy places the organism in Eukaryota, Dinophyceae, Suessiales, Symbiodiniaceae.
UUGGAUUUGACUGGAAACUGAUGUCAUUUUUUUGGUCUGGUGUGGAUGCAGUAAGGUGACCAGUUGUUUCAGCUGCCAGACUGCGCAAACAGGACUACAACUGGCUUUUGAUGCUUUGGCGAUGUUUAUUUCAUGGUAGCUUUGGGACGAUCCGAGGUACUAUGGAAUGAAAGGAUAGGGGAAACAGAGGCACUCCAUAGCCAUUGUGGAACAUACUUCAGGGACCUGCCUUUUCAGGCAAAAUCAUUUGUCGAUGCUUCAUGCGGCUGAAGGUUCAAGCUUUUUAGUACCUGAUCCUGAAGCAAUGACCAAUGAGCAACUUGUUGACAUUGGACAGACAAGGCUAUCGGGAUCACUGCCUGAUUGUGGUUGGUCCUGGGACCCGGGCCGAAGAGGUCUUGGCCAAAAGGCGGCUGGAUGCAGGGGGUCGACUCUUGCACGUUCUCACCGAUGACGGUCGUGGCGGUCGUGUCUUGGUCCGAGCCUUCGAAGAUCUCGAGGGCUGCUUUCUGUGGCAGCCGCCCAAACGGAAGUCCACGAACUUCGCGAAGCGCUUUGGGGGAAGCACCUUCCGCACGUACUGGUCGACCACGGGCCCGGAUUCGUUUCGAUUGGAGGCAGACGAAACACUCGACAUUCUGCGGACCGAUGGGCGCAUGCAUCACAUCCGUCUUUUAGACAGAGAAGGCCGCAUUGAGGCUGAGAUGUCCGGAGAGGUGAUUUUAAAUCCGGAUAUGCAGGUGGCCCAGGAAUUCGAUGUUCAGGUCAUCAACCCGGAUCUCAAAGCCUGCGGAACCUUUUCCUUACGUUAUAUGAUGCUGUCCUUUGUCCUGUUACUGCUAUGGCAUACUGCUCGGGGGGUAGUCUCCAUCCACUUCGAAAGGCAUGCUGAAAACGGGGACUUUCCAUGGUGGAGGGUCUUGUUGGUGUUGAUCAAUGGUGCGCUUUUUUUGCUCGUGGGGUCUGAGCGAGACCUUUUCCUUCAGCUUUGCAGGCCUGCCACCCACGUGCCUCAGUCACGCCGUAGGCAUUUUUGCAGGAAUUGUGGUCUGUGUCGGAGCAAGUGCUUUGCAAGCAGGUGAUUUGGCUUCGUCCAUUCUGGCCGGCACGGUGAUUGGCAUUCUAGGUCCAGGCUUUUUGUACUACCGAACCAGAGGCAUUCACCCUGACCGCCGAUUUCCGGCGUGUCUGGGCUUUACUUUGGCAAACAUUUCAGGAACAGCUGGUCCUGGAGCACUUGCAUCUGGCAUCAUCCUGGUCUACACGUUCUUGCUUGACAGCGAGCAGCAGACAGCGGCCACCCUGUUCCUGCCCAUCGCGACUGCUUUAGCUGAGCCUGCAUGCGUCCUCUAUGCCAAGACCAUCUACUCAGCCUUUGUCGUUGCAAAGCGCCCUGCAGUCCCUGGCGACACAGCUCUCAUCAAUAUGCCUUGGAUGCUUAUUGCUUCCCACAGCUAUGCUGAGUCUGCGCGCCUUGUGGGAAUGUUUUCGAGCGCUGUGCGUGGGGGAGAGUUCACAUGGCUGGGGUCUGCAUUUUUGACGAUCACCCUGAACGUCCUUGCUCGACUUGGAUGGAUGCGGUGGUUGGCCUUCCAACUGUCCAAAAGGCUUCUGGGAGUACGCAUAGCACUAGCCAUUGCAGCGCCCACUGCCUGGUCCAAGCUUCAUGAUGAAGUGAAGAUCUAUGGGGGCUAUAUCCGAUUCAUCGUGCCCUUAGCCCUUGCAGCUUCAAGAGCCAUCUACUACGUUGACAUCUCUUGGGAUGGACCCUAUGCGCCCAUCUUCAAUCUUUCAGCGACUUGUGCGCUGCCCGUUCUCUUCCUCCUUGAGGGCUUAGAGGACUACAUCGUGAUCAAUGAGUGGCUGCCGGUCGGCCCUCUGCCACCCGAGGUGCUGCACAGUCAACCAGGACGUUCCGAUGAUCCUACCAGGCUGAUCAGCGUGGAGCUUCGUCCGGUGCGGUCAUCCGCCGAGGAGGAGCGGCGACUGGAAGAGUUCAGGUCCGAGAAAUCCGCGACGAAGUCGAAGAUGGACGUGGUCUGCUCGACUCAGACGCCUGAGCUGCUGGGCUCCGUGCACGCCGUGGGCGGCCGUCGCUCCUCGUGGCACUCGCGGCUGCGGCGGAUCCUGGGACAGGAAAGGGCCCUGGUGCCAGCAUUGGUUCUGCACGGCCUGAGAGAGAUGAGCUUCAUCAGUCAGCUGUCAGCCAUCGCCUGCAUCAGCGAGUUUACGCUGGGCUUUAUAGGCACUGCCAUAGGUCCAGGGUAUGCUCGUGGACUGUGUGAGACGGGGAACAACUUGGAGCCAUUGUCAGUUCUUUGGCUGCCGGUGCCGCUGACCUGCUAAGUCGUUGAGUGUUUUAGCUUCGUAUUUCUGAGGUUGAACUACUCUUGCAGCGAGUUGCUUGGGGGAUUCCGC